This is a messenger RNA of Gastrolobium bilobum, 1039 nucleotides long. RefSeq names its product ADP-ribosylation factor-like protein 8a. Gene Ontology annotation, molecular function: GTPase activity; GTP binding. Lineage: Eukaryota; Viridiplantae; Streptophyta; Magnoliopsida; Fabales; Fabaceae. The record is from RefSeq and is a predicted model, not a curated record. Gene Ontology annotation, biological process: protein transport. The transcript is spliced from 6 exons. The coding region runs from base 192 to 746 and encodes 184 amino acids.
CAGUGGUAAGGGAGGGAAAAGGGAAGGAGGAGGAGGAAAGGUGAAUUGGAUGCAGCGAAGCCUCUAGAUCGUUCUCUCUCUCUCUCUCUCUCUCUCUCUCUCUCUCUCUCUUUGUGCUCGAAGAGGGAAAUCGUAGAUCUGUUUUCUUUCUAUCUUUCUCCCUAUCAUUCUUUUGAUCAGAAGAAAAAUCAAUGGGGUUGUGGGAGGCUUUUCUCAAUUGGCUACGCAGCCUUUUCUUCAAGCAGGAAAUGGAGUUAUCUCUGAUAGGACUUCAGAAUGCUGGAAAAACUUCCCUUGUAAAUGUUGUUGCUACUGGUGGGUAUAGCGAGGACAUGAUUCCCACGGUGGGAUUCAAUAUGAGGAAAGUAACAAAGGGCAAUGUUACAAUUAAGUUAUGGGAUCUUGGAGGGCAACCUAGGUUCCGCAGCAUGUGGGAACGUUACUGUCGUGCGGUUUCUGCUAUUGUUUACGUUGUUGAUGCUGCUGAUCCAGAUAACCUUAGCAUAUCAAGAAGUGAACUUCAUGAUUUGCUGAGCAAACCAUCAUUGAGCGGUAUCCCUCUGUUGGUGUUGGGGAACAAGAUUGACAAAGCGGGGGCUCUGUCUAAACAAGCGUUGACUGACCAAAUGGAUCUGAAGUCAAUUACUGACAGGGAAGUUUGCUGCUUCAUGAUCUCAUGCAAAAACUCGACCAACAUUGACUCUGUUAUUGACUGGCUUGUCAAGCACUCCAAAUCAAAGAGCUGAGAACCUACUUUCUGCUUUGAACUCUAAUGUAAUUUCUCGGUGACACAUUUCUGGAUUUACUAGAGGCAUGUUCAUGUCUAACCUGGUUGAUGAUUGAUUUAUUCUUCCUUUUUCCCCCAUGCUUUGCAAUGUAAUAUAAUUCUUAUUUUAUAGGCAAUUAAACGGUAUGACAUACAUGUCGAGGGUUACUUUGAGUAAAUCAUAUUGUGUAUUGACGGUGUAGCUAUAUCAUAAAAAAUUCACAGAACUGCAUUUGUGCGAGGAAUUUAUGCUUGUCUUUGUAAAUUAAAUAG